Molecule: messenger RNA, 2628 nt
Organism: Amorphotheca resinae ATCC 22711
Lineage: Eukaryota; Fungi; Ascomycota; Leotiomycetes; Helotiales; Amorphothecaceae
Exons: 2
Coding region: 152-2605 (817 amino acids)
Source: RefSeq, a predicted model, not a curated record
CAGACUCUCUUCAUCUGGAAAUCCAUCGUUCAGAAUUCAAUCUUCUAAUUUGCUGCGCUUUCGUAACCUCUUAUUUUGCCUGGCUCUUUCCCUAGCCCACAUACUACCUCCUUGAAAGUAUUUUCAGAAAGGCGGCAGAACAGCGACAAUCAUGGCCGACGCUUCUCACAAACGGGAAUUCAAAAUUCGCGACUUGAGUACCCGAAGUGUUCUACUCUUCCCUACCCGUGCCCAGAUCAUUCGCGAUAUCAAGGACAUUGCCCUUCAGCCGGGACCCAACCAAAUUAUCAUCCAUGGUCUCUCUCCUACUGUUGAUGAGCACUCCAUCAAAGUUGAAGGAUCCGGAGCUGCAACUAUUAGUGAGGUUUCAGUCGAUCUUCUUCCGAAUCGUGAAGUCUAUGAAGAUGUGUAUCCAUCCGAUUCCGAAGAGGAAGAGGAUGAAAACGAUGAGGAAAAUGGACCGCACGAGGAACCAGAAUCUAUGAAGGCCAUCAUGAAUAAGAUCGAGCAGCUGAAUCUGGACCUUCUCGAAGAGAAGGAGAAGAUCGAUUCUGCAGCAUACCGUUUGCAGAUUUGUGACCAUUUCGGGAGCACUGCCUCUGACAAUCACCCUGCGCCUUCUGAUCUUGGAAGCAUCAUCAAAGCCUACACUGAUGAGCGUGCAAAGAUUUCGGUUGAUCGUACCAGGAGCAUCGUCGCAGUGAGGAAGAUUGAGGAGGAAAUCGCCAAGUACGAGAAGGAGAAAGUCAAGCUGAGAAGUGUCCUGGCGAAGGCUCAUUACAAGGAACACAAGGAGAAAACCAAAUUGAGGAUGAAGAAGGCCCGAAAGAUGGCUGAGACUCGGAAAGAACGGCAGCGAAUUAAGGACGAGAGAUCCUCGUUCUGGCCGAAAAAGGUUUAUCGGAUCACCAUCAGCUUGGAGCCUACCAUCCAGACCCCUGGCUCGUCUCGGCCCAGUUCAAUUGAUGGCGACACGAUUGUGAAUCUUGCCACGACCACCUUUCACAACCCUUCCUCAGAGCAUCUUAAGGCCGGAGAAGUCUCCCUUUCGCUGUCAUACAUCACUUAUUCGGCUUCUUGGGCUCCUCGAUAUGACCUCAGCCUCAACUCCUUGAAAUGUACUGGCGUAUUGGAGUAUGGCGCUGAGCUUAAGAACAAUACCUCUGAAACCUGGCGUGAUGCCAAAGUCGUCUUGUCAACAUCACAAACCACAUUCUCUGGACUCAACGAGUCGAUUCCUGUUUUGCAUCCCUGGCAUGUGCGACUUGUGAAAGGUUUGACGGGUACAGAUGGUGCUUUGUUCAGUAAGACAGAACUCGAGGCCAAGAGACAGCAAAGGAUUGAGUCGACUGAAGUCGGACAGAAACCUCGACACGAAAUAUUUGGCAUAGAGAAUUCCCGCGUCCCAGCAUGGGCCGCAUCUAGGCAUCUUUAUGCUGAAGCUGCUUACGACCAAGCUUCAUCUUCCCUCUUCCGUCGAGAGGACCGUUUGCCACAACCAUUCGGCGCUCAGAGUAACUCUAAUGUCCAAGAUAGUCUUUUCGGAUCGUCAGGGACAUGGGCUCAGAGUAACUCUAAUACCCAAAGUAGUCUUUUUGGAUCAUCAGGAACAUGUCUCCAGAGUAACACUAAUAUCCAAGGUGGUCUUUUUGGAUCCGUAACGCCAGCAACAUCAGCACCGAUACCUGUUAGUGGAGCAGUAUUAAUGGCAAGAAGGCGUGUCCAACCAUCAGACGAAGCAGAAGAAUCAAAGGAAGAGUUAGCCUUUGUCGCCGCAGGUGAUAGUGACCCCGAUAACUCUAUUGUUUUUGAAGAAGGAGCUUGGGAGGAAAGCGGCUUAACAACCACCUAUGAUGUUCCCGGUCUGAAGACACUCGCGCCUUCAAAUUCAACCAGCAAACACAAGAUCUCAAAAAUUGACUUCAAGAAUAUUGCCUUCUCGCACAUCGUCGUUGGCAAACUUCGCCAAGUCGCCUUCCUUAAAGCUCGUCUUCGCAACGCAUCCAGGAUCACGCUUCUAAAGGGGCCUCUCAGCCUUACCCUUGAUGGGUCUUUUCUCGGCCGAUCGACUUUCCCACGCUGUUCUGCCGGCGAGUCAUUCACUUUGCCCCUCGGUGUGGACCCUGCGAUCCAAAUACACUAUCUGAAACCAACUGUCCGGCGCAGCCAGUCGGGCAUCUUCUCCAAGGAGGACAGCAACACAUUUAUGCGCACGAUGGUCAUAACAAACACGAAGCACAACGCACCUGUUGAACUUGUGGCCUUGGACCAAAUUCCUGUCUCUGAGGAUGAGAGACUCAAGAUCGAGAUCACGAGUCCACGAGGGUUAAAGAUUGACGGAGAGAGUGUCUGUACAGGCGUCGGUUUUAAACAGACAAAUUUGGCCCAGGCACCUACGGGAACGACACAGAGCGCGAAAAUGAGUUCAUAUCCAUCUAGUGCCAGGCAGGAAUCAGGGCCCCAGGGGGGUUGGGGCAAGGCCGAAGCUAUGGUGAAAAAGAAUGGGGAGGUGACUUGGAAUAUCAAAUUGAAAGCUGGAUGUGGGGUCAGGUUGUGCUUAGAGUAUGAAGCGUUGUUUCCAGCCGGGGAGGCGGUGGUUAAUUAGAUACAAGGGGCUAGAUUUUCCUG